Coturnix japonica (Japanese quail) is the source of this 3997-nucleotide messenger RNA. It is a transcript of the gene TNFSF13B, whose product is annotated as TNF superfamily member 13b. Gene Ontology annotation, biological process: positive regulation of B cell proliferation; immune response. Lineage: Eukaryota; Metazoa; Chordata; Aves; Galliformes; Phasianidae. Gene Ontology annotation, molecular function: receptor ligand activity; tumor necrosis factor receptor binding. The record is from RefSeq and is a predicted model, not a curated record. Gene Ontology annotation, cellular component: membrane.
GUCAUGCCUAAAUUUAAAGAUAAUGGGAAAUGGUGAAAGCAAGUUGCCACAAAAAUAAAUAGCUGAAAAUGAAAGGAGAAAGGCAGACUGAACAAGCAGCUCAACAGAAAGUACUCAUUGCCAGAAUGCAGCGCAGAAAGGACAAAGCUAAACGGAGACUGCAUCAGAUGUUCACUCUGUACAUUAGGUUUAAUGGUUGUAUCAACGGCUUCAUAUGACAGGAAAUGAUCUGGGCGUUUUGUUCACUUAUUCUGGAUGCCCUUAGUUUCACAGAGCAACGGGUAACAUGGAUUGCACCUCGGAAGGGGACAGCUGAACUCUCCCUCUGGCUUUAGUGAGGAAAGAGCAGCGAUGAAAUCCGUGGACUGUGUGCACGUCAUCCAGCAGAAGGAUACCGCCUCCUCUCCCUCUGGCCCCCCCGGUGCUGCUUCAGGCACCACGGGACUUUUUUCUGUCACAUUCCUGUGGCUUGCAAUGCUCCUGUCCUCUUGUCUUGCAGCAGUGUCUCUUUACCACGCUAUCACCCUGAAAACAGAGCUAGAAGCUCUGCGCAGUGAGCUGAUCUACAGGGUCCGGGCAAGGUCUCCGCUAGAGCAGCCACCCGUGUCCCCUGGCGACAAGAAAGCAGGUGCCCCUGUUUCUUCCUUCCUGCAAGUGUCUGCAGCUGGCGCCAGGCAGGAGAACAGGCUGCCUGGCCCUUACCCAGCUGAAAGUUUCCAAAAGGAAAUCUGGGACGGGAGCAGAAAUAGGGGGAGAAGGUCUGUUGUCCACACAGAAGAAACAGAUCAGUCUCCUAUUUACUCUUCAGCAUCUCCAGCCUCUUCAGUUUUGAUGCUGCAGGCCUGCUUGCAACUGAUUGCUGACAGCAAAAGUGAUAUCCAACAGAAAGAUGAUUCAAGCAUUGUCCCUUGGCUUCUGAGCUUUAAGCGUGGAACAGCUCUGGAAGAACAGGGAAAUAAAAUAGUGAUCAAAGAAACAGGAUAUUUUUUCAUAUAUGGCCAGGUUUUAUACACUGAUACAACAUUUGCAAUGGGACAUCUAAUACAGAGGAAGAAAGCUCACGUGUUUGGUGAUGAUCUCAGCUUGGUGACAUUAUUUCGUUGCAUUCAAAAUAUGCCACAGUCUUAUCCAAAUAAUUCUUGCUAUACUGCUGGCAUUGCAAAAUUAGAAGAAGGGGAUGAACUUCAACUUACAAUACCUCGAAGAAGAGCUAAAAUAUCCUUGGAUGGAGAUGGUACUUUUUUUGGUGCAGUUAGACUCCUCUGAAGCCCUUUAUUUUUGUUACUACCCUUAGUGCAAUUUUCUUCUUCUUCCAAUGCAUUUGCCAAAGAAAAAAGAAACUGAAUUCUACCAUAACUGCCAAUUUGGUCUCUCUCCUUCCGCCAUCAGAUUCUGAAACCUAUUCUUUGGUCUAAUAAGCAAACCCAAAACAGGAAGUACACCAGACGUACUUGUAAGAUAAAAAUGUCAUGUGAUUACCAGAAAGACAAUUUAUUUUACACAGUGGGAGAUUCUAAACAACAGCUGUAAGGACGUGGUUUUUUGGCUUUGAAAUAAUUUCUGUGAAGCAAAUCAAAGAAGGAGUCAACCAGAAAGUAUAGCAUGAACAGGACCGCUCUGUUUUUAUAAAGAAAGGGAAAACUAAAACACAAGUUAGUCUUACUUUGCUUUGUUUCACGAAAAAUAAAAUAAAAUAAAAUAAUUAAAAAAAAAAAAAAAAAAAAAAAACACCCUGAAAAAAGAACCUGAGGCAUAGUGUACAAGGAAGGGUAAUGAAACAGCAUAUUCCUCAUCACGAAGUAGUGUUGUCUGCUAGUUUCUCUUUAUUUUUGUUGUUUGUUUUUUAGUUUGACAUUGAGUUUUGUUUUGGGAAGGAAAAAAAAAAUCUAAAAGCACAGGAUGAUCAAGCAAACACUCGUAAGCAUGUAGAAUGGUAGGCACUGCCCUGAUUCUUCCCUGAGGACAAAAGGACAUUAUUAAGAUCUAUUAGUAUUUACUAUUUAAGAUGAGUUUUACUGGAAAUAAGGCACAUAAGAUGCUUUGACAGCUCAGUCUUCAGGGAAUAUGUGCAUACAUAUGCAUAAACAAGAUGGGCAGAGAAAGAAACACAAUGAAAUUAGGAACAGUACAGUGGGACAAAUUGGAUUUCUGACUUCAUCAUUUCUGCAGUCAUAUAUGUGUGUGUUCCAUGUGUAUAAAUAUAUAUACGCAGUAUUUAUAUAUAUAUAUGAAAGUAUAUACACACAUAUAUGAGCCUUUGACACUUAGGUAUAGUAUCCUAUCUUCUUUUGGACACCUUAUCCAAUGGAAAUAUUGCUGCAUACAUAUUUGUUGUAUUUGUCUUGCUUUUGCUAUUGUCCAUGCAAAGGAAUGCUGUAAAAAGAAAAAUCCAACAAACAUGGAACCAGCCAUACAGCUAAUAGAAUACAUUUAUUGCCCAUAGAUCUGGCCUCAAUCACUAGGAUAGAUACAGAUACUUCUGUGCAGUAUUGAAGAAGAGGCUCUGGGGAGACCUGAUAAUAGCCUUUCAGUCUCUUAAAGGAAUCUAUAAGGAAGAAAUGCACAGACUAGGAUACUCUAGGAGAGUCUGUGGUGACAGGAGAAGGGGAAAUGGUUUUAAACAAAACAAGGGGAGAUUUAGACUGGAUAUAAGGAAGAAUUGUUUUUUUCAAUCAGGGUGGUGAAGCACUGGUUGCCCAGAGAUUAGAUGGAUGCCCCAUCCUUAUAGACAUUCAAGAUCAGACUGGUCAGGGCUCUGGACAACUUUAUUGAGCUGUAGGUGUCUCUGUUCAUUGCAGGGGAGUUGGACUAGAUGACCUUUAGAGGCCCUUUCCAGCUUAACAUUAAUGUGAUUCUAUGGGGGGGGGGGGGGAAGAAGAAAGAAAAAAGAAAAAGAAACAACCAACACAAAAGCAGAUCUGUAGAAGGACACAUAUAUUUUUUGUUCCCUCUUAUCUGCUCACUUUGUUCAGGUGAUGAGAUUUUUUUCUUUUCCUUCCCAAAAAUCCAUGUCUGCUGCAUCUAACAAACAGGGUGGUUCGGAGCUUCUAGGACCUACUGUAAUGAAAAUAUUGAAUACUUAUGCCAUUGGUCUGCAAAGAGAUAUGAAUGUGAUACUGAAAUAGGUGAAACAGUAAGAGCCAUAGUAAUGAAUUGUGCUUGACUUGAAAAUAUAUUUUUAGAGGUUGAGAAUUUUGUCAUAAAAUCUCAUUUAGUAAAGAAAAGUUGCUUUGUAUAUUGCACUGUCCUUGCCUGUUUUUAUAAAUCAUGCUGACUGAUUUGACUGAGUUCUUAGGAUGAUAGAAAAUAAACAGUAACAGAUUUGAAGCUAGGAGUUAUGGACUGUAGUGAACUAAUGAAAGAAUUCAACUCCUCUAUGCUUCAAAAAGACAUUUCAGCAGUGAGGGUACUUGUAUUGGGUUACCAUACCAAGAUUUUUGUGAGGCCUAAGUUUUCAAAAUGUAUGGAAGAACUUUGUAUACAAAUAUAUAAAAAUAUGUGCUCUUUAUUUAUGUGUCCUGGAGGUAAAACUGAAUUUUAUUAUUAUUUUGUAACUGCAAUACUAAGUUUACAAGAAAGAGGUCUGAAAUCCUCUACUGGAGUCCUCAGUUCAGCCAAAGUUUGUCUGAUGCUGCAUGUAAAUAAAGCAGUUAUUAGCACGCACCAAGCUGGCUUUUAUUACUGAAGGACCUUAUAGAGGUGCAUAGAAUCCCAAAUCAGAUCCUUUUUUGUUUUAGUGUUGAAUGUUUACAUGGAAAAAAAUCAAACAAAAAAAACAAAAACAAAACAAAAAAAACCAAAACAAAACAAACAAAAAAAAACCAUUGUUUUCCCUUAGACUUCAUGUUUAAAUGCGCAAAAUUACCUUUUGGUAUGGGGUUCCUGUAGGCUUAUGUAUCCUUUAUGUAAGCCAAUUCUGAACCACGCUGGACUGGCACCAUAUAAGAUGUAGCUUUUAUACUUUAUUUUAAUAAAGUAAUAUUUUAAAUAUUUUAAA